This is a messenger RNA of Trichogramma pretiosum, 2330 nucleotides long. RefSeq names its product RING finger protein B-like. The coding region runs from base 1 to 1794 and encodes 597 amino acids. NCBI's taxonomy places the organism in Eukaryota, Metazoa, Arthropoda, Insecta, Hymenoptera, Trichogrammatidae. The transcript has 5 exons. The record is from RefSeq and is a predicted model, not a curated record.
AUGACGCAAUACCAAUCGAUGUUCUCGAAGCCACCGCUCGCGGACGACAAUAACAACAACAACAACAACGGCAGCGGCAGCAACAGCAACUUCCAGCAAGUGACGUUCGGACAACUGCCGACGAGCUCCUUCAACAACAACGACAACAACAACAAUCAACACAGCCAAUACGAUCCGAACCGACAGCUCAAUUACGCCUAUCCAUUGAGCGGCAACGCGGCCCACCUGCAGCAGCAGCAGAGUAAUGUGCCAAUGCAGGGGAACAAUACAGGCUGUUCUCUGUUCGCCUCGCCCGCAACAACAAUGCAUCCACAGCAGCAGCAGCAGCAUCUGCAUCGAUCAAACUUCGGCAACAAUCCGAUAAUGUGGAGCUGCGGGCAGGGCCUAUCGCGUAGCCUAAUCGAUCAGAUAUGCGCGAGCGGCUCGACGCCUGUACUGAUUCUGCCCUGCGAGACCAGCAGCAAUAAUAACAGCAGCAACGGCUCGUCUCAGCAGCCCAGCCAGCAGAGCAGCUCCAGCGGUAUGACCAAUUACUGCUGCUGCUGUUGCCGCAUUCGCGGAUUGUCGGCAGCUCCCACGCAGCUGAUCAAUAAUUUUUGCGCCUGCAAGAGUGACGGCAACGGCGUCAUGAUGCAACCGGAGCUGCAUUUCAAGAGUAACACCAACGACAAUAGCAAUGGUUACGCCGCCACGUGGUUGCAGGCCGAAAAGACGACCAACCAGCAGCAGCAGCAACAACAGCAGCAGGCCGCGGCGGCCUCGCUCUCGAUACAGCUGCAGGCGAUCGUGUCGCAACUCAUGGGCAUCCAGGGCAUCGCCGCGACCGUCGUCUGCAAGCUGCUCCUGAAGAACGUCGUGGAGGCCCGCGUCCAGGAGACGCCCGAGGAGCUGAUGGACAAGGCCACACGUUGCCUGCACAGGCUGAGCCUCGAGCAGCUCGUGGAGGAGUCCAGGCGCUGUCAGGAGGUGGCGGGUCUCGUCCGAGUCUAUCUGAUCUGGGCCUCGAACUCGCCUCAGCUGAUACCGAUCCUGACGGGCGCCCAGCUGAGGAUCAACACGAUCAAGAGCUGCCUGGAGCUGCUGAUCAACGCUCGAGUGGUGCAGGACCAGAGCGCCGGUGUGCAGCAGGGAGGACAGCAGCAGCAGGACAAGCAGGAGGAGCCGAUCGACGAGGCCAUACUCAAUCUGAAGAGCAACGAUGAGCUGCUCCAGCUGCUGGGCCAGCUGAGGGAGAAGGAGUGCCAGGAGAGGGUCAAUCUGAGCUUCAAUCAGCCCUACGGCUCGCAGAAGCUCCUUUACCAGAGGAAGCUGGACAACUGCCAGAGGAAGAUACAGCAGAUCGAGCGCGAGCUCAACCGAAGACGCGAUAGUAAUACAGUAAUAAGUUUUCGCGUCGAUGUUUUUUGCAACAAUAUAAGAGAGAGAAAAGGGCCCCGCCGCGGCUGGUGCCGAGGGGCUCCCCCAAAACAGGUCCAUGAUUAUCCGGGCAAGGAGCCGGUGACCAGGAGCUCGGAGGUGCAGCGGCCGACGCUGCAGGACCAAGACCACCGUGCGUACGAUUUAUUCGUGGACAGCGGUAGCGAGAGCAAUUUCUGCGUGGAGAGGCCCAAGAGGCUGCUGCUCAAGCCCCACGUCGGCAGUCCCGAGACUACGUACGACCAGCGACGGCCCGAAGAGAACGUCUGCGUCAAUUGUAACAACGGCGAUUGCGACAACGCUAACAAAAACGACAACGACGAUAACAAUGACGAUAACAACAGCGAUGGCAAAAGCGUCGAUCGAGCGCACGGCUAGAAACGAUUAACAAAAAAAAAAUGCAAAAUCGAUACGGACCAUAAAUCAAGAGGGUGAUAAUAAAAUUGCGGCACUUUUGCAACACACACUUUUCGUCAAUAAAUAAAUGUACACUUUGAAAUAAUCUUUUUUUCUUUUUUUUUUUAAUUAAAUAAAGGCCUUUUUAAUUGGUGAUUUAUUAACAAAAUUUAUAUGAAAUAACAAGAGAGAUUCGUUUACAAGUAGGAAAAACUUCUUUAAAUGUAUGCGACUUUUUUUUCUUAGGCUACAGUGAAUAAUGUUUUUCGUUUUACACGAUAACUAAAUAGGUCAAUGCCUGACGACAUUUGAAAAAAUUUCAAUUACAUUUUAUGUUUUGUGCGUGUACUCGGGGUAAUGGUAAAAAAUACCUAAACAUAACGAAUAGAGCGUCGUUUCAUGCUUAAAAAAUUCAUAUCGUGAAAUUUUAUAAUUACAAAAAACGUUAAGAAAUUCAGAUUAGAAAAGUCAGUCCGCCUAUAUAGCUGAGUCGCAUAAAAUUCAUGUAUCAGAUAAUU